AUGUCACAGGUGGAAGGCACCCACCACCAAGGCGGAUCCCUGUUUGUCUCGCCUGACAGUCUCAUGCUCAACAAUGGAUUGAGCGCUGCUCGUACUGUUCAUGAACAUCGUCGUCCCGGCGCAAAUGCACAAUCACAUCAUCAAACUGUUUGGGCGGCGCAAACACAUCAUGAAAGACCUGUGAUUCCACUGCACUCUGCAUCCGAGUGGUCGAUUCCUACCCAGAGCUCCUUUCGCCAUAAUCUGCCCCCCACACCCAUCUCGCCAUUCAGACCUUUAGACCCAUUAUCUGAGGAUGCCAAAGCCGCAUUUCCAUGUACGGGGACAGCUGAAGAUUGCUGGAACCUGGAGCUGUGCCCCAAGCAUAGACAAUGGCCGAAGGUGGAGCAGCCCCCAACUCCUCCAGAACACAUGCCGUCGAGACCAAUGCCACACAACCCACGCCAAAGAAGUGCGCCCGCAUCGGACUUGGAGCCACCGCCAGCCAAGAUGAAGCGCCAGGUGACAGAGCCAGAGGAGGCAGAUCCAGAGAUCUCCGGCCGUUUCCAGCAUUCAUGCAUGUCCAGAGACGCCCGCGUAAACGUGCCCCGUGGCAGAGUCCCUCACAACCUUGUAGAGCGUCGCUACCGCGACAAUCUUAACAACCAGAUCGAAGCAUUACGCUUGACACUUCCAUCCUUGCGAGAUGCCCAGCCUUGUCUCGACGCGCUUGAGGAUCCUUCAGGUCCACGGAUGCCUUCCAAAGCGGUCAUCAUAUCUACUGCGGCGAGCUACAUCCGAGAUAUGGAGAAUGAAAGGGCGAGAUUACUGGCGGCCAAUACGGCGCUGCAAGAGCAGGUCAGUAGCUUGAAGAAGCUGGUGGGUUGCGAUGACUGCUCAAUCUUGCAGUAUCUGAAUGCCAUGCAGCUGAAUGCCCAUGCGAUGGGUGGUCCGGGGCUACCAACGCCGAGCUAA
Messenger RNA from Fulvia fulva, 954 nucleotides. RefSeq lists its product as uncharacterized. The transcript has 2 exons. The coding region runs from base 1 to 954 and encodes 317 amino acids. NCBI's taxonomy places the organism in Eukaryota, Fungi, Ascomycota, Dothideomycetes, Mycosphaerellales, Mycosphaerellaceae. Gene Ontology annotation, molecular function: protein dimerization activity. The record is from RefSeq and is a predicted model, not a curated record.